AUGGAGGAAAACAGAGGGCCGUUGCUGCUCUCCCUCGUCUCUUUCCUGGACUCUCUCGGCCUGCGCAAGGCUGCGAAAGUCCUGCGCAAAGACGGCACUGCUCAGGGCUUGCUAACUGGCGAAGAAGAACUUUUUCCCGGAUCGACGUUGCCGCAGGUUGUCGCGCGCGGUCUCCGAGAGAAGAAGAAGAGACACCGCGAGGCCGAAGAGGAGGUUGAGGCAGUCGCAGAUCCACAGCCGUGUGCCGAAGAGCUUGGAGGGAAGAAGCAGAAAAAGGCAAAACUCGCGGAAGAAGACGGGGCUGUCGCCGGUGCGCCGGAAGAACCUUCGAGCGGCGCGCGCGAAAAAAAACAGAAAGAAAAGAAAUCCGAAGGAAAGAAGAAGAGAGAAAGGCAGCAAGCAGAGAGUGCGGUCGGCGCUGCGGAGGGCGAGGCAGGAGAGGAGGACUUGGCCGCAGAGAACGGAGACGCCGAGGAGCGGUCCAGGAACGGCGAGAGAGGCCACAAGAACAAGCAGUCGUCCGUGCUGCAAAGAUUCAAGCGCGUGGACGAGAGCAAGUGGGUAGCGAAGAUCGCCAAGGAAGAUUUGAAAGACAAUUCCUUCUGGAACAAAAAGGCCGACUCGUUCGCAGUCAAGGCCGCGCAGGAUUUGGGGAAAGUACGCGGCAGAGAUUUCCGGCACGAGAAGACCAAGAAGAAGCGCGCCAGCUGGAAGGGCUGUGGAGAGAUCCCGAUGACGGUGAAUUCGAUUCAGUUCGAUUCCAGCGACGACGAGUAA
Molecule: messenger RNA, 777 nt
Organism: Neospora caninum
Lineage: Eukaryota; Apicomplexa; Conoidasida; Eucoccidiorida; Sarcocystidae
Product: putative nucleolar phosphoprotein p130
Exons: 4
Coding region: 1-777 (258 amino acids)
Source: RefSeq, a predicted model, not a curated record